Pocillopora meandrina is the source of this 2514-nucleotide messenger RNA. NCBI's taxonomy places the organism in Eukaryota, Metazoa, Cnidaria, Anthozoa, Scleractinia, Pocilloporidae. The record is from the annotation of a GenBank genome assembly.
GUUACUUUAUUAAAUUUCAACAGCAAACAAGUGGAUGAUAUCCUAUCUAAAAGCAGAAUAAAACCUGCUGUUCUCCAGGUCGAAUGUCAUCCUUACUUCAAUCAAGCUCAGCUCAUAGAACAUUGCAGGAAAAGAGACAUUGUUGGUGUGUUUAAACAUUCAACCCUGAACAACUCUUCCUGAGGGAAACAGUUCAUUUGUGUCUUAAGGCAGAGUAUCUAAGACAUUACAGGAACCAAUGAGAAAACAGAUUAAAACUUCUUUAUAUAUUACAUUUGCACAUUAGAAUGCAAAAUACCAGAAUGUUAUAAAUGUCAUACCACCUGCUGUUGUGCUCUGUAUGCAUGUGACAACAGUUGUCAGUCAAGGUUUGUGGGUUACAGUGCACUGUUACCUCUGUUGUCUUAGAGUUUGCAAGAUGUGUGAUAGGAAACAAGUCUCAUUGUUGGAUGUUAUAUGACCCUUAAGUUGACCAAUGAGAGCAUGUGUUGCUAGCUAUAUAGGCUGUAUAAUUAUCGCUUAUGAACCACUUCACUACAAUUGACAGUUUCUCUUUACUCAUACUUUCUGUUUGUAGAUUGGAAUUAAGUUCAAUCAAUUUAUACAAUAAUUUUGUCGUUAACACAGUGACAGCAUACAGUCCGCUUGGAUCCCCUGGCCACCCACAGGCUAAACAGGAAGACUGGAGUCUACUGCAUGAUCCAAAGAUAGAGGAAAUUGCCAACGAAUAUGGAAAGUCUCCUGCUCAAGUCUGUAUUCACUUUCAGAUACAGAGGGGUGUCUCUGUUAUACCUAAAGGCGUCACACCUGCCCACAUUCAGAGCAACUUUGAAGUAAGCUUUCAAUAUAUCAAGAUUAUGUGGGAUUGUUUACACAAUCAAUAGGCCACACUUUCUUUUGGUUCAGCAGUGUAAGAACUCAGGCAAGAUCUUAAGACAAUAUGGGAAAAGUUUAUAAAUGCACACCUGUGGCUCAUGAUUUACUAACUUAUUAAGUGUUAUACUUGCACUGCAAGGGAGUUAUUGCUCCUGCAGGAAAACUUUUUAGAAAGUGAUCUUUUGCUUUCAUGAAACAGCUUUAUAUGGGUUUAUUGGGUGAAAGGGCUGUAGCUUAUUGACCAAUCAGAGUGUGCAUGAUAAUUCACUUAUAUUGAAUUGUCAGCAUAGACCAACACCUGUAUCAGUUUAUUGUUUGUCUGCAGUCUCUACAGUGUCAAUAUCACAAAUGACCCUGCAAUAAGCAUGCCUGUAAUUACCAGUAAAUAAGUGAAUACAUGCCAAAACUAAUCUAAAGAAUUAUGAAAUAAAAAAACAUUUAAUAUAUUAAAGUUCACAUGGCAACCAGGUGGGCAAUCAGACAUGGUUUGAUGCUACUCUGGUUUGCAGAUUUAAUGAGUGUAACCUAAGAAGUUAGUCUAGUGCCUUCAUCAGGGGUGAUCAUCACCCCUGAUGAAGGCACUAGACAGGAGUGUUGAAACGUUGGAUCUAUGAAUUACAACUUCUUCGGUUAUAUUCAUUAAAUCUGUAAACCAGAGUAGCAUCAAACCAUGGCCAAAAAACAUGUAUUAAGCAAAAGCAGAGGAAGAAUGUUGCACAUUGUAUUUGUCAGUCAAGAUAUGUAUUGCCACCCACACAUGGUUCUUCUUCAUGUUUUGGUUUGAAUCAAGCUGAUGGUUUUUAUCUUUUCAAAUUGGCUUGGUACUCAUUGAAACAAACAAUAUUUUAGCAAUUAUGAGCAAAAGGUAACAACAUAACAUUCCUUUAAACAUAUGCAGGUCUUUGAUUUCACCCUCUCUGAUGAAGACAUGAGGCUCAUUGAAUCCAUCAACAAAUCUUGGAGAGCUCUUAUUCCCAUGAAAGAAGUAAGUGGUACUGUCCCCUCCUUCCCCACUCUGUCCUCACUUUCCAACCCCUCCCUGCCACUUUUUUCUCUGUUUUACUCAAUCACCCACCACUCUCUGACCUUGCCUGUUCUUCAUACAGAGACAGCAAAGCAUUCUGAAACUUAAUGGGUGGUUCAUCCUGCACCAUACCAAACCUUAGGCCAUACUUUUACUCUGAAGCUUCCCUUAAUGGCUGUGGCAUGGUUUGUCGGCUCAUACCACCCCUAUGGCAUUCUUAUUAGUGUCCACUAUUUUUCCCCCCCACCGGCUCUGAAAUAUUCUUAUUGACCUUCCCCCCUUAAAAAAAAUAUAUGGAUAUAUAUAUAUAUAUAUAUAUAUAUAUAAAUAAAUAAAUAAAUAAAUAAAGUGCCCUAAAUGAAAGAAUUUCUCUUGCCCGAUAUUUUUAUUUAUUCUUAUCAUGUGCCUGCCCAAUGAGAUAUUGAUACUGUAUCUUAAUCACUACUAGGAUUGAAAGAACAAACAGGCCAUAUGGCUGGAAGAGAAAAUUGCACGCUAGAGGCUUUGCUCAAGAGUUAACCUUUUUUCUUUUUCACCUUUUUUUUCAGGUUGACGGUAAGAAAGUCCCUCGAGAUAGUGCUCAUCCUCAUUAUCCCUUCAAUAUUCCAUUUUAA